Messenger RNA from Pocillopora verrucosa, 3977 nucleotides. RefSeq lists its product as uncharacterized. Gene Ontology annotation, molecular function: protein kinase activity; ATP binding. Lineage: Eukaryota; Metazoa; Cnidaria; Anthozoa; Scleractinia; Pocilloporidae. The record is from RefSeq and is a predicted model, not a curated record. Gene Ontology annotation, biological process: protein phosphorylation.
GACUGUUUAGAAAUAGGUGGUUCUUCGAGUUAACUAUUCCGACAGCUUUGAAUUUUCGACUGAAGACAUAAGUCGCUGAAUCGUGCUCGGGCUAACUGUACUCAGCUUAAAUGAAACAUCGCAAGAGACUCGAUAGCUUUAAUGACUACUUUCAGUGACUAGACGUCAAAACAAGAUGAAACGAGGGUCGAAACCGAUGCCUGUUAAACAGCGAAGCGAAAGUGUUUUGGAUGUGGCGCAAGAGUUAGAGCUGCUAUGUGUCAAAGAGGAGGUUACCGACAUGAGAAGGGCAAAGGAACUGCGCGAAAAGAGAGUCACUGAGUUGAGGAAAUCAAACGGAACUUUGGAGAUGGGAUAUAAGGGAAUCUUGGACGAUAUCAAACAAACACUCGAUCGCCGACGAGUCCUGGAAGAGUACUAUUUAAAAGUUAAAGAUAACCUACAGACAACUGGAGCAGUUAGCGAGACUGAAAUAAAUGACUUUCGGAAGGAAGCUGAGACAUGUCUCAAGGAUCUCGGAACCAAGAGAUACACUGUUCUCAUUCUUGGAGAAACCAGCGCUGGCAAGAGCAGUCUUAUUAACCUCCUACUUGGCGAAUGCAUUAUGCCAACCAGUAUUCAGCAGAACACACUGACCAUAUGUGAAAUAUCGUAUGGAGCGGCCAAAAAAGCUGUGCUGCACUUCGCUAACGGACGCAAGUCACCUCGUGACCUCACUGGGGACAAAUUUUACAAGUAUAAAGAUUACGUUAAAAAACCGAUAGAGGACGAAAACUGGUGUGAGUGGAUAGAGAUCAGGAUUCCAAAUCUAUUAUUGAAGGGUGGUGUAGUGAUCGUAGACAGCCCAGGAAUUGGUGAUUCAAAGCGUGUCAGUGAAAUCACCUUGAAAUACUUGAGUCGAGCUUACGCCUUUAUCUACGUAAUAAACACUAUAAACGCCGGAGGAUUACAACAAGACAGGCUGAUGCCUAUCUUGAGUGAAUGGAAAAAACUCUACAAGGGAAAAGAUGGCCGUGGUAUCACUUCGGAAUCUGCUAUUUUUGUCUGUAACAAGUGGGACGAGGUGGAAAAGCAGUCCAACCGAAAUCAGAAGGAAGAUCUUGAAAGGCAAAUUAUCGACACUCUCAGAAAGAAUAUUCCCGAACUGGAUGAAAAAUUCCAAAUCAUAAAGAUGUCAGUCUCUAGAGCUACAGAAGUAAAAGAGAGAUUUGAAGUGAUGGAUGAUGAUCUUAAAAGUCUUGUGAAUCGACUACAGCGUCUUCUGCCACUCUGCAUUGAGAGAAAAACAGAAUUUUUUUACUACUGGAUCAGCGGCCAGCUCUGCAGCUUGUCCGAUCAGCUCAAAGGUGAAAUGCAAAAUGCCAAAAGGACCAAAGACGAACGUCUCAAGGCUCGGAAAGAACUUGACGAUAAACUCAGCGAACUUAAACAAGGCACCCCCAUUCGGGAAAUUGAGGACGCCAUAACUUCCAGUGUGGACCAAGCACAAAUAAAACUUGCGUCCUACUUACAAACUGAAGAAUUUAGAACAAAAUUUUUCAGAUGGACAGAAGACGAUGUGCCUAAAACGGAAGAGGGUCACAACUUUUCAAAGAUGAAGGAAGCAUUUACCGCAUGCAUUGAACAACGAUUCGAAUAUACCCUCCAAAAGUGGGAAAGCACAGAUAAUUUUUUCUCCCAAGCACAUUUAGAAUUGGAAGCACUGUUUGACAAAGGUUUCCUAGAAUUUGAGAGAGAAAUUCGAGACAUUGACCGUGUACUUGUCGGAAGUGACGUGGACGACUUCCAACAUUUUGAGAUUCGCCCGGGACGGAUGUUCUCGCCAUUAGAUCCCAGAAUGAAAAAAUUUCUAGUGAUGACUGGCGUGAUUUUUUGGCCAGUUUUGAUGUCCGUAGGCCUCGCCGCAGGAGUUCUUUCUGCACCCGUCCUUGGAGUACUGGCGAUUGGAAAGCAUCUAAAGGAUCACCAUCUGAAGACCAAUUGUUGUCAGACACUAAAAGACCUCUCAGCAGAGUUCCUCGAGGACUUCAUCACUCACAAAAUCCGCAGUUAUGUCCAAGACAAAUUCAGCGAGGAGACGAAUCGCAUUGCCAGCAUCAAGAGGUGUCACCAGCAAUUAAUCACCAAAUACGAGCAACGAUGCAAAGACCUGACAAAGAGCGAAGAUGAAUCAAGGGAAAAGGAGAUCCUCAAUAAAUGCCGUCCACUGUACACAAAUCUGAUGAGCAUGAAUGAAAACUUGAUGUUCGAUGCAAUCCAAAAUGGAAUAAAGGUGAUGUACCCAUCUUGCCAGCUUGAAGUGAGAAGACUUCAGUACAAUGAGAGCGAAAGAAAGGCGUGCCUUGGUGAAGGCAGCUUUGGUAAGGUUUUAAAAGGAAAAUACUCUCCUCCUGGACAUAGAAGAAAAGAUGUUGCGGUCAAAAAGAUCCGGAAACAUCCAGAUCCAUCAAAUGUUGCCGCCUUUCUCAAAGAAGCAGCAAUGUUAAAGCAACUUGAGCACAAGCACAUCGUAACAUUUUAUGGAGUUGGCAUGGACGUUAAAGAACGACAACUCGUUUCCCUGGUGCUGGUGUUCGACUUGUGUAGCAGGAGCCUAGACAAGCAAAUCUUUGAAAACGACGAGUACAUUCCAUGGAAGACGGCUAGUGCAGCAGCUAAGAUAGUACCCUGGGCAAAACAAAUUUUAGAUGCGCUUGAAUUCAUCCAUAGCAAGAAUGUUGUCCAUCGAGAUCUCAAGCUGGCCAAUAUUCUGAUUUCAAAACGUGAGCACAUCAAAGUUGCAGACUUAGGUCUAGCAACCUUUAAAGACAAAAUCACUGGCACAGUAUGUGGGACUCCUUUAUACAUGGCACCAGAAGUGAUGGAAGGCAAACUCCACAGUGCAAAGGUGGAUAUAUACAGUUUUGGUCUCAUGAUGUGGGAAAUGUGGUUUGGGAAACGCGUCUUUAUCGAACUACGCCGUGAAGAUAUUUAUAGACGAAUUAAAGACGAGCAUUAUCGUCCUCAAAUUCCCAAGGAUGGAAAUCUCCCUCCAGCAGAAUGGAUUGAGCUCAUGACAUCGAGUUGGCAAUCUGACCCAAGUUUGAGGCGAACAGCCACAGAAUGUAAGAACUUUAUUAAGACAAUUAAGCAUCAGUAUGUUAAGUAGGGGAAAGGUUGAUUUUCCUCGCUUUGCGUGUACAAUAAUUCUAAGUUAUUUUCGAACAACUGACAGCCACGUUCAGAUAAGUUAAUCCUCAUGUACCGAGAGAGAAGAUCGGGCGAGAUGAAAUAUAACUAGAAAUUCUGCUUGACUCGGAAAGAGAGACUGGCCCAUUAGCCCGUCACGUAAAUUUUUGUAGUGAGCCAGGAGCGUCUUUCAUUUUCAUCGAUUGAUGGUUUGUCCCUGGGACUCCAAGCAUGAAGCAUGUUUGGAUCACUCAGCGAUCAUUACAUGAGAACUGCAAUUGAAUUUUAUAACACUUUUGUUAUCAUUAUACGAAUAUUAAGAAUCGUAAUUCUGGCAUCUUAUAACAGCGAGAAAAGUUACAAAGUAGGGUAACGAUAGUAGAAAUGUGAGUUUUACUAUGAAGUUAAACAAUCUAGGUUGCUCAUUUGGGAAGACGUAGAGCAAGUUCCUUCAAAGCAGCGGCCAGGUUUCUGAUUCAAUUCCGUAACACAUGCUCGGUUGGAUUCUGCCGGUAUGUGGGGCAGAAAAUGAUUUAAAGACAUGGAACGAGACAAGCCUAGGUAUUUUUAGAUUAUCAUCAACAUUUUGGCUGCCCGGAAUUUAUCUCAUCGACGAAGUUUUCUUUGUUCAUUAACGGUCAACGCAAGUAGCUCAAGCUCCCACGAUUAGGCUCGGUAUAAAUAAUGAUGGUGUAAUUAUAUGUUAAUGUUACGCAAUAGGCGAAAUGUUAGGAUUCGUAUAGGUGUAUACGGUCACGCUUUUGACCCAAAAAUCUGAAUUAGUUUUCAAUAAAACUACACUUUCAUCA